UGUUGGUUUCAGCCACGAUUUAGGCGUUAGCUUAGGUACCUAGAAUUAGGGGGCUGCCCCGCAACGCCGCGCAUGCUUCCCCACUAUCUGACCUCUCCAUGCAGGCAUUCCCAGGCCCCUCGAAGCUCGCCUGAAGGGACAACACAACACAACUUCUAGCAAGCUGAGAUCUCUUUCUUUAUUGAAUACAUACGUGACGAAAUCUCCCCAUAUCUGCUUAGCUCUCUCGCCAAUAUAUACAGCUAUUUAACUCACCAUGCCGAUCGAGAUUGAGCAAAUCCUGGCUGCUUCGCCCGCCACAACGCGGGGUCAGCCAACCCAGCUCUCCUGCGAUGCCAAAGGAGAGCGGAUCACCUACGCAUCGGGAAAAUCCAUAUAUGUGCGCAACAUCGACAACCCUGCGCUGUCAAAGCAGUACACUGGCCAUACGGCCGCGACGUCGGUGGCGCGCUUCUCGCCGUCGGGCUACUAUAUCGCGUCGGGCGAUGUGUCGGGGAGGGUGAGGGUGUGGGACGCGGUCGAGGCGGUCAACACCAAGGGCGAGUAUGCCAUCAUCUCGGGGCGCAUCAACGACAUUGCGUGGGACGGCGACAGCCAGCGCGUCAUCGCCGUGGGUGACGGCCGCGAGCGCUACGGCCACUGCUUCACGGCCGACAGCGGCAACAGCGUGGGCGAGAUCACCGGCCACAGCAAGGUGGUCAACGCCGUGGCGAUUCGCCAGCAGCGGCCUCUGCGCGCCGCCACCGUCUCGGACGACUCCAGCAUGUGCUUCCUGCACGGGGCGCCCUUCAAGUUCGCCACCAAGGUCUCCCAGCACAAGAGCUUUGUGAUGGGCACCGCCUUCAGCCCCGACGGGAGCACGCUUGUGACUGUCGGCGCGGACAGGAGGAUUCAGCUUUACGACGGCAAGACGGGCGAGCCGACGAAGCAGAUUGGCGAGGGCGUGCAUUCCGGGAGCAUCUUCGCCGUGAGCUGGGCCAAGGACUCGAAACGCUUUGCGACAUCGAGCGCGGACCAGACAGUGCGUGUGUGGGACAUUGAGGGGGGCGAAUGUGUACAAACAUGGCGUCUUGGCGAGGAAGGGAGCAUCAGUGUCCCGCACCAGCAAGUCGGUGUGGUGUGGCCCCAUGGCAGGAGUGACGGUCUUAUUAUCAGUCUGAGCCUGAACGGAGACCUGAACUACCUGGCCGAGGACAGCGCAGUUCCCAUCAAGGUAGUACAGGGGCACAAUGGAAGCAUUACGGCACUUGGUGUAGAGUCAGAGGGGAAGGCGGAUAGCGUCAUAACGGGCAGUUUUGACGGCCAGGUAUGCAGCUGGGACCUCUCUACAGGAAUCGGUCGCGCUGUGGACGGGCAGGCCCAUUCCAACCAGGUGACACAGUUCGCAGCCGCGCCAGGGCGGACAUAUAGUGUGGGCUGGGAUGACACGCUGCGCAUAGUCGAUGAGUCGGCCAACACGUUUGCGGGCGAGUCGCUCAAGCUGAGCGCGCAGCCCAAAGGCGUUGCGACGGCUAGCGGCCAUGUCAUUGUUGCGCUUGACAGCAAGCUCGUCGUCUACUCGGGAGACAAGCAGGUCAGCGAGCUGGACACGGGCUUCACGCCAUCAGCCAUCGCAGGAUCUGGCUCGCUUGUCGCUGUGGGCGCGAAUCAAAACGCCGUCCAGAUAUACAAACUCGAUAGCAAGGGCGUGCUUUCCGCGACCGAGUCCUUGACGAAUUCGAACGCACAGGUUUCAGCUCUGUCGUUUUCUCCCGAUAGCAAGCACUUGGCAGCGGCGAAUUCAAUAGGGAAGAUCGUCGUGUAUAAGACAGAUUCCUGGGCCGUAGCCACAGAUCGAUGGUCGGCGCACACGGCCAAGGUGCUUUGCGUUGCCUGGAACCAAGCGGGAACUCAUGCGGCCAGCGGCGGCUUGGAUACGAAUGUGUGUGUGUGGAGCUUGGCGAAACCCGGCAGCCGGGUCAAGGCCGUCAACGCCCACAAAGAUGGCGUGUAUGGUGUGGGAUGGGUUGGCGGUGAUCAGAAGCUCGCGAGCACCGGUGGCGAUGCUGCUGUCAAGAUAUGGGCGCUCAAGGGUCUGCAGUAAAUCAAGACUCGGGAGCUCCUGAAUACUCAGUUCAGAGGCUAGCAAACACAAGACAACGACUUAACGCCGAGAUGGAUGUACUGAACCAGCCUGGCCUUUCCAUUUUCCAUUACCGUGCCAUGCAAUAAAGGGGUAUCCCGUCCUAACGCCUUGACCCGCCAGUUUCCUCCUUAAUUAUUUGGGCUCUUUGUUGGAGUCCAAUAACAGCCGUCCAAGGCCGACCUGGCUCCAUUCCGAAUCCCAUAGGCGCUCGACACUAACACCCGAGCCUCCAAUAUCGUCGCCACUCGCUUGGCCGCCAUAGUUGGUACAAAACUCGUGGUUAUGUUCGUUCCGAACACUGAGUCGGCGCUUCUCCUAGUCGACCGCAAGCCGAGUCAGGUCCUCCAAAUUUUCACCCCU
Messenger RNA from Lasiosphaeria miniovina, 2485 nucleotides. Its product is annotated as WD40-repeat-containing domain protein. Lineage: Eukaryota; Fungi; Ascomycota; Sordariomycetes; Sordariales; Lasiosphaeriaceae. Gene Ontology annotation, molecular function: actin filament binding. The transcript has 2 exons. The record is from RefSeq and is a predicted model, not a curated record. Gene Ontology annotation, cellular component: cortical actin cytoskeleton. Gene Ontology annotation, biological process: actin filament depolymerization. The coding region runs from base 257 to 2083 and encodes 608 amino acids.